AUAAAGUACAGGCGCUGUCGAUUUCGUCAGUUGUGAUUUACAGUGAAGUCCAGCAGCAGCUGUCGUCGACAUGAUUUUCAGCAGAGCGGUGUUAUUUACACUUUUGUGCUCGGUUGUUUUAGCCUACAAUCCUGGAGCAGCCCAGACAGAGUACAAUAUUGAUUAUGAAUCAUUCUUGGCAAACGUAAUCAAUGGCAAGAAAUUUCAUGAGCUAAUGGAUGCCAAAGCUGAAGACGAUCUCCAUGAAGGCCAGCAUUUUGAACACUUACCUACCACCCUGGAAGAGUCAAUAACAUUUUUAACUUCAGAAGUUGAUGACGAUGGACAGGUUGCAGUGUCAACGACGUUCAAACCAGUGCUCAUGAGAUCCAAGUUCACAUCAGAAGCCCCGAUUUGGUUCCCUGUUAACGCUGGAGACUUUGACCACACUCGAGUCCGAAGAGAUUAUCUUUCAGACUACACAGAUCCCAUUCAGGGAUUAUACAACCCUUACAAUACGGAGGAUUUCUCUAACUUCAACGCGCCAGGAAACCGCUUCCAAAGUUAUUCUGAUGCAAGUGGGUUCGAUUUCAACGGGAACAAUCACUACGUGUACCCUGAGACAGUUAAAUGUCGCUACUGGUGUUUGGGUCCUCACGGUGAACCUUACUGUUGUGAAUCAACCAAAGAUCCCAUCAGCACCAGAGUCGGUGUCAAGACCGGUCACUGUCCGACUGUUAGAAGCGUGUGUCCUGAAGCCCACGGCAGAAGAAGGAGUCCUCGUACAUGUUCCAGCGAUUUUUCGUGCCCCGCGGAUGAAAAAUGCUGUUUAGAUAUUUGUAUUGGAAGACAUGUUUGCAAACCUCCUAUAGGACCUCGUUUUUAUUAGAAACAGUUUUUGAAUAGCACUUGUCUUUGAGAAGACUUUUUCUUAAUAUUUUAAUGAAGGUUUUUGAUAGUUAGUUUUAUCUGGUAGCUUGCUCGUGUUGAACAGUAAAGUUUAGCAUGCCUUCGACACGAUUUAAGUUCUCUUGCUAUCAAAAGAAAUGUUGAUCAAAGAAUAUUCUCUGAACAGCCGAGUUUAAGCAAGUAUUUGUACUAUUGAAAUGAAAAUAGAGUUUCAAUAUUGAAGGCUUAGGAAUCACAUUUGCCUAAUUUCUUAUUUUAAUGAAAUAUUACGAAGUUUCUAGGCAGCUCCGUACCUGAUAACUUUUGAUUGAGAUUCUGAAAUGUACGCUGAAAUUUAAAAAUCUGAUCAUGAUAACCAUUCUUAAUCAUGUACUUUUUGUAUUCGAGUAAGAACUCGGGAACAAAUAAUCAUUCAAUUUCAGAUUUUUUUUUGCUCAUUGAUAACAUUCUAAAUGUGAAAACCAAACUAACUCGGUUUCUCGUAUUUAUGAUCUUGGUUUUUAAUGCUGGUCAUGAUUGAUCCUGUAUGAUUUGCCGCUUGUAAGAAAUGAAUAAAUAAUUCGA
Hyalella azteca is the source of this 1452-nucleotide messenger RNA. RefSeq lists its product as uncharacterized. Bases 71 to 868 code for a protein of 265 amino acids. NCBI's taxonomy places the organism in Eukaryota, Metazoa, Arthropoda, Malacostraca, Amphipoda, Hyalellidae. The transcript is spliced from 2 exons. Gene Ontology annotation, cellular component: extracellular region. The record is from RefSeq and is a predicted model, not a curated record. Gene Ontology annotation, molecular function: peptidase inhibitor activity.